AGCACGUGCGCGAUGAUUCACGAACGUUUUUCGACCACGCGCGUUCCACUAGCUGUCAACAUCAGCUUGACGUCCCCACCAUCUCCUUUCGCUUGCCCCGUGCCCCUCGGCCGCGCGCGGAGAGACAUGCAGCGCUCGUAGCGCUCGCAACUCUCAUUGUCAGCUAGAGAGGAACUACUGUCGGCUGCAGAAGAGUGUUGAACAAGCACUCGAGUGUUUUUACCUCAUUCUUGCGCAGUUUUUAACCGAGGACGGAGUUGCGUCCGGCUGCUCUCAGUUACGUUAGCUGAAGUAUUUUUCCAGAAAAAUGUCUGCUUUCUUACCAUUAAAUGACAAGCAAUUCGCCUCAUCGAGGUCGAAAUUGUCGGAGGAUCACAUAUAUUGGAGGAAAUAUAUGCCCCCAGUUUUGGUAAAAGAAUUCGGCCCGAUCGAUUAUAUUGACUUCUCAUCGGUAGAACCACAUCAUUUCGCAGUCACCUGCUCAGUACGAUUGCAAAUAUACAAUCCCAUCACAAAGUUAGUUACAAAGAGCUACAGUAGGUUCAAGGAAGCUGCAUACGGAGGUUGUUUUCGCAGAGAUGGAAAACUACUGUGUGCUGGUGGCGAGGAAGCAGUGGUCAGACUUUUUGAUACCAAUUCAAAUAACAUGUUGCGUCUCUUCUCAGGACACAAAGCUGCAGUACACAGAGCUUUUUUCACAACUAAUGAUAUUCACAUAGCUUCGUUCUCAGAUGAUAAAACGGUAAUAUUGUGGGAUAUAACCAGUGAGAAACAAAUAACAAGCUUUAGUGAUCAUACUGAAUAUAUCAGAGCUGGAGCAGUAAAUCCUACAUCUUGUGAUAUAAUAUUGUCCGGUGGCUAUGACAAAUGUAUAUACAUGUAUGAUACUAGGACGAAUAAGAAAGUGCUCAGUGUUAAUCAUGAUGUACCUGUAGAAAGUUUACUGUUCCUGCCAAGUGGAGGAAUAUUCUUGUCUGCAGGAGGAACAGAUAUCAAGGUAUUCGAUGCUUUCACUGGUGGCAAAUUACUCGCAAAAAUCACACAACAUCAUAAAACAGUGACAUGUCUGAAAACAGCCUCCAAUGGCCGCAGGAUAUUAUCUGGUUCAUUGGAUAAACAUGUGAAAGUUUACGACGCCGGAACCUACAAUACUCUUCACACUUUAGAUUAUCCCAACGCGGUCCUCAGCAUAGGAAUUAGCGCGGACGACCAGACUAUCGUUGCCGGUAUGGUGGACGGUAUGAUAUCCGUGAGAAAACGCGAGGUAGAGAAGGAACACGUGGAGACGAAUCAGAAGAAACGUUUUACACACAGACACGCAGAAAAGGAUCCUCACACGACGGACACGAUAGAUACAGUGAAGCAAAAUGUUCACGAAACCUUGUCUAAGCAUGAUACUUACCUGCGAACGUUCGAAUACAGCAAGGCGCUUGAUUGUGUCAUGAUGAGCUAUGUAGCCAGUAAAACUCCUUACGUAACUGUUACGCUCAUGCAGGAGUUAAUUAGGCGACAAAGCCUGAAACGAGCCUUGGCCGGUAGGGACGGCAAAUUCUUAGUGAGCAUUAUCAGAUUCCUGAACAAGCAUAUCGGCAGCAUUCACUUCGGCCGAGUAAUGGUGCAAGUUGCCAAUACUUUACUAGAUGUAUAUGAGGAUCAUCUGGAUGAACUUGAGCAGGAGCCACGAAAAAUGUUCACCAUGUUGGCGCAGAGAUUACGGGAGGAAGUAAACUUGAUGAUGUCAUUAGCGGAAUUGCAAGGCUCGCUGCAGAUGAUACUGUCUGCCGCCAAAACUACUUCUUCGAUCGCCGUGAAGAGUACUCAGAACAUGGAGCCGUCAAAUGCUGCUCUCACAGACCGCAACCUUGUUCUGAAUAUAACGUGAACAAAAAAAAUCUUAAAUACGUCAAUCGACGUUUCUUGUAAAUACAUUUCGCGUUACAUGUGUGAAGUGUCCUUCGGACAAAUUGUACACGAUGACGGUUCGAAUAUUUUUAUCCACGAGAGUAAAGAUUAUUUUUGUAAGAAUAAAUACUUUGUCGAGGUCCGAUUAA
Molecule: messenger RNA, 2051 nt
Organism: Harpegnathos saltator (Jerdon's jumping ant)
Lineage: Eukaryota; Metazoa; Arthropoda; Insecta; Hymenoptera; Formicidae
Product: U3 small nucleolar RNA-associated protein 15 homolog
Exons: 5
Coding region: 308-1882 (524 amino acids)
Biological process (GO): positive regulation of transcription by RNA polymerase I; rRNA processing
Cellular component (GO): nucleolus
Molecular function (GO): protein binding
Source: RefSeq, a predicted model, not a curated record